GUUUGUUCAUGUCAACAAUAACUCUUCUGAGCAUACUAAAGUUAAUCAUGGAGUUCCUCAGGGUUCUGUCUUAGGACCGAUACUUUUCACAUUAUACAUGCUUCCUUUAGGCAAUAUUAUUAGGAAGCAUUGUAUUAACUUCCAUUGUUAUGCAGAUGACACACAAUUGUAUUUAUCUAUGAAGCCAGAUGAAACUGAUCAGUUAGCUAGACUGCAAGAUUGUCUUAAGGACAUUAAAACCUGGAUGACUUUUAACUUCCUACUGCUAAAUUCAGACAAAACUGAAGUCAUUGUAUUUGGCCCCAAACAUCUUAGAAACUCGCUUUCAAAGCAAAUAGUUACUCUGGAUGGCAUCACAUUGGCCUCCAGUACUACUGUGAGGAAUCUUGGAGUUAUUUUUGACCAGGACAUGUCCUUUAACUCACACAUAAAGCAAGUCUGUAGGACUUCCUUUUUUCACCUGCGUAAUAUUGUAAAAAUCAGGAACAUUCUGUCUCAGAGUGAUGCAGAAAAAUUAGUUCAUGCUUUUGUUACUUCCAGGCUUGACUAUUGCAAUUCCUUAUUAUCGGGUUGUCCAAAUAGUUCUCUCAAACAUCUGCAGUUGAUCCAAAACGCUGCUGCGAGAGUACUGACAGGAGUUAGCAAAAGAGAUCAUAUUUCCCCUAUACUUGCUUCUCUUCACUGGCUUCCUGUUAAAUCCAGAAUAGAAUUUAAAAUCCUUCUUCUGACAUAUAAAGCUCUUAAUAACCAAUCUCCAUCAUAUCUUAAAGAUCUGAUAGUACCUUAUUAUCCUAGUAGAACUCUUCGCUCUCAAACUGCAGGCUUACUUGUUGCUCCUAGAAUUUCUAAAAGUAGAAUGGGAGGCAGAGCCUUCAGUUAUCAGCUCCUCUCCUGUGGAACCUGCUCCCAGUUUGGGUUCUGGAGGCAGACACCCUCUCUAUUUUUAAGACCAGGCUUAAAACGUUCCUUUUUGACAAAUCUUAUAGUUGGGGCUGACUGGGUGACCCACAGGGGUUCGGCUUGUGUCUUCAUUGCACAGCUGACUCCUUCUUGGACGUCCCUUCGUUCUGCCUCUAGUCAUGCUGCUAUAGGCCUAUAGGCUGCUGGGGGACUUUUCUUGAUGCACUGAGCCCUUCUCUAUCUACCUUUACAUUUAAUAUGUAUACCGUUAUUGCAGUACAUUCACUCUGUUUCCCCCUGUGCUAUUUCUCCGAGUGUCCCUGGUCCCAGAGCUGGAUUCUUCAGAUCUGUGGUUGAUGUUCCACCAGCUGGUCCAGUCUCCACCAUGUCCACUGUGGGAUGCUGCUGCUGACCUUCCUCCAGCCCUCUGCUUCCAACUCCCUUUUUCCACCAGUCAACUCUGCAUUGCCUUCACUAUACUGUUAUGCUAACUUACAUACUGUUUGAAUUUUACUGCUAGCUAUAUAUGGAGUAUGUUUAAUGUCAGAGCCGUACAUCAUAAGAGUAAACUAUGAGUCAGUUUUCAAUGUUAGCUUAUACUUUGUCUGUGUCACAUAUCCUGUCAUGCAUGUAUCCAAAUGUGUGUUGUGUUUUCCUUGCUUUCCCACCCCUCCCUCUUCUCCCAUCCCUCCCCCUUGCCCUCUUCUGUCCUUCUCAACCCCCCCGGCCAGCAGGCAGAUGGGUCCCCCCUAUAUAGAGCCGGGUUCUGCUCGAGGUUUCUUCCCUGUUAAAAGGGUGUUUUCCUGCCACUGUCGCCUUUGGGCUUGCUCUGGGGGUCAGGCAUUUGGGUUCUGUAAAGCGUCUUGAGACGAGUUGACUGUAAUUGACGCUAUAUAAAUAAAAUUGAAUUGAAUUGAA
Molecule: messenger RNA, 1818 nt
Organism: Acanthochromis polyacanthus (spiny chromis)
Lineage: Eukaryota; Metazoa; Chordata; Actinopteri; Pomacentridae
Exons: 2
Coding region: 98-1099 (333 amino acids)
Source: RefSeq, a predicted model, not a curated record